GAAACGUGCAGAAUUUUGGAGUUUGUUCAACCCGAGGAAGACAAUUACCUCGAAAAUCACGUCAUUAAGUCCUUCAUGGUUGAUAACAAAGAUCAGUGUAAAGUGAGGUGUUACGCAGAGAACUUCUGUUCAUCCUUCAAUCUUGGAAUUUCAGAGACCAGGGGCAAAUUAAAAUGUGAACUCAGUGACUCUGAUCACUUUCAACAUCCUGAACAUCUCAUUUGUAAGAAAGGCUUCUCCUAUCAUCCAACCAUGGUAGGUAUACUGCAAAGAAAAGGAAAGGCGAAAAUAUACUCCCCCACCCCCAUCCCUCUCGUUAUUCUUGACCGUCGCUCACCCCCUUGGUACAAGUUUCGUUCUCUCCUCAGCCUUCCGCUGCCAUGAGAAUAAAAGAUAGCGGUCAUAAUAAAUACUGAGCACGCACUCGCCAAUAUUACGCCUACCCUGCAGGCUAGCAUGAACCUUCAGUACGACCUGAAUGACUACUGAUAAAAAAGAAAAUGUAUUUUUGUAUGGAUCAUUUCAAAACUACAUUUAUCUGAAUAAGAUGACAGGAUAAAGUUUUAACGUCAACUGCUGUUGGCCGGUAGGAGUUAAAGAAAAGUUCAUCCAGCCAACUUAAAACUCUCGGGAAAAUUUCAAAUUUCUGAAAAAGUUGUAGCACGCGAAAUUUUUUCGCGAUAUGGUCAUUUAUUUCAGUGAAAUUUCACUUAGAAAUCUUUUUUAUCUUUUUCGUUUUCAACAGAAGUUAUGUGGCACUUCUCCUUGUCCCCCGGCUGCUUCUUGUGUACCAACUAUUGAUGGAAAACUCCGUUGCGUUUGUCCUACUAAUUGGACUAGAACUGAAAGCUGCGAAAGAGGUUUGUAUUAUUAUCGCGAUACACCCUCUUUUAUACACUUGUUUAACGUAAAGCGUUGCACGUAAUGAUCUACGACCUGAGAGAGAAAGCCUCACCUUUCCACCCGCACUCAUUUCUUUGUCUGAUAGUGAACAGUUAUUUAAUUGUUAGCGUUGUGCAAUUUGACAAACAAAAGUGCUAUGUUUGAGUAAUAAGUGACCCUCCACGGGAUUUCAGGUAAUAUGGUGAACGCACGCUCACGGUACACUAGCACGCUAAAACAAAAGAACGAGCACGUUAGCUGCGUGUAAGUUACUUGCCUCAUCAACUUCGCAGCUUUUGUCUUGCUUCGCACGGUAGAAACAAAGGAACUUGUUAAGAUCUUGCUCGCAACUUUGCACGAUAUUACACGGUGACCGUGCCAUUUUAUAACACGCCUCUUAAAGUUAAAGUUGCUUUCGGUUUAUACAAGAAGUACGUCCUAACCUUUUAGAUCUUUUUAGAUCACCGAUGCGCCCGGCCGAUAUACGAUACUCAGUAUCCAGUGCAACUAAUUUGCCUAGCAUAAACGAAUACCUCGACUAGUUGUCCAUCAUUUCAAACUGUGUUUGAGUUUUUUCCUUCAUUUUCGAAUUCCUCAUUUUCUUAAAACAGCUUGCAAAAAACGGGCCGAGCGAGCAAAGUCCUCUGCUAUUGAAAUCGUACAUGUACUUUUGAAGGUAGCAAACACAAGCUUUUAAAAUAAUAAGAGCGAGCUUGUAUGAUGCAAAGCAAACGGCUUGAGUGUAAACUGCGCUAUUUAUAUUGUAAAAUUUGUUAACCGUCAAGUACGACAGUCCGUGUGGUGCGGUGGUAGCGUCAAUUUUUUUUUCUUCUAUCUACUGACGGAGUGUACAAAAUAAUGAAAUAUCUAAUACACCCUUUUCUUAUUAACAGACAGUCUAUUUGCCAAACUUUAAGCGUUGUAGACUGUCGUCACCUAUGCCUUCUUUAUUCUCUUAAUAAUUAGCAAUGUUUACAUGCUAGGAUUAGCUAAAAUCAAAAUAACUAAGGACGCGGUUUUGUUGAACAAUGGCUAAACUCUGUUCAAUUAACCGACCCUAAUGUUUUUAUGUUAAAUGAUAGACUAAUUGUGCCAUCUAAGUGUUUUGAACAAACUAGUUUUCUUAAGUCUGUGAAUAAGGGUCCUCCUCUUUCCUCUACAUUUCGUAUUCAUGCGAAAUGAUUCCACUGCUCACUAAAACAUGGCGAGUCAAACUUUCUUUGUAAAACGGACACAAGAAAGCCUUAUUUUCCGCUAUCCAACUGCUUGAAACCUUUACUUCCUUUUCGCCAUCUCCCCAAGAUAUGCUAGUGUGCUAAGGAACAAGGGAAAUUAGCGUGUUAAAACAAAAAACAAAAAAAUCUCGCAUGUUAUAGAAACAAAGCUCUACCGUGUUAGCCAGAUAUGAACAAUGGCUACAACACACUUUCUAAAAUCAAUUGUUUUUAUGCGCAUAUCUGCACGGUAAGCGUGUCAUGCCAUUAGCGUGCGAGCGUGUCAUAACAUGCCGUUUGCGUGCGUUCACCUUAUUCCCUAAAAUCCCGUGGGGGGUCACAAUACAAUAGCAUAUUGUGAGAAAAGUUGGUCAAAGAGUCUGGUGUUCGCUUUUCACCAUUAGCGCGUUCCUUUUUUCAUGCUUAAAUAACAUCGAGUGAAUGGUUUGAUAGUAGUCUUACUGAGAGCAUUAUUCUCUAGAGUUUAAUCGUUAGCUAAAGUAGGGUCUAACUAUUUUGUUGAAGAUACGGACGAAUGUUCCUCUGGAUCGCAUGACUGCUCAGCAGACGCGUACUGCAACAACACUGUGGGCUCAUUUACCUGCACUUGUAAAGCUGGAUUUUCAGGAGACGGCAAAAAGUGCAAAAGU
Messenger RNA from Pocillopora meandrina, 2746 nucleotides. Lineage: Eukaryota; Metazoa; Cnidaria; Anthozoa; Scleractinia; Pocilloporidae. The record is from the annotation of a GenBank genome assembly.